Molecule: messenger RNA, 7099 nt
Organism: Frankliniella occidentalis (western flower thrips)
Lineage: Eukaryota; Metazoa; Arthropoda; Insecta; Thysanoptera; Thripidae
Gene: nAChRbeta1
Product: acetylcholine receptor subunit beta-like 1
Exons: 7
Coding region: 186-1826 (546 amino acids)
Biological process (GO): monoatomic ion transmembrane transport; regulation of membrane potential; signal transduction
Cellular component (GO): neuron projection; postsynaptic membrane; synapse
Molecular function (GO): acetylcholine-gated monoatomic cation-selective channel activity; transmembrane signaling receptor activity
Source: RefSeq, a predicted model, not a curated record
ACUCAGGCUGGGCUGGGCAGGCCCCCUACUCAGUUCGCGCCGCGCCGUGCUGUACUGCGCUCGGGCCCAGCCCGCCCAGCCCAAGGGCCUAACUUCGCCGAGGCCCCAGCGAGGCCCGACCAAGAAAAUGAGGGUCCGGGCGUAGCGGUUCCACGCCCCUCGGAUGGGGAUACUGCUGCUCCGACAUGAGGAUUACACAGGCAUGGCUCGUGGCGCUGGCCUGUCUCGCCUCCGCGCCCUUGCUAGCUCUGUGCUCAGAGGACGAGGAGCGGCUGGUCCGGGACCUCUUCCGAGGCUACAACAAACUCAUCCGGCCCGUGCAGAACAUGACGCAGAAGGUGGACGUGCGGUUCGGGCUCGCCUUCGUGCAGCUCAUCAACGUGAAUGAGAAGAAUCAAAUUAUGAAAUCGAACGUGUGGUUAAGAUUGGUGUGGAGCGACUACCAGCUUCAAUGGGACGAAGCGGACUACGGGGGAAUAGGAGUUCUCAGGCUACCACCAGACAAAGUGUGGAAGCCGGAUAUUGUGUUGUUCAAUAAUGCCGAUGGUAACUACGAGGUCCGGUACAAAUCUAACGUGCUCAUUUACCCCAAUGGAGAGGUCCUCUGGGUCCCGCCAGCGAUUUAUCAGAGUUCCUGCACCAUCGACGUCACUUACUUCCCCUUCGAUCAGCAGACGUGCAUCAUGAAGUUUGGCUCGUGGACGUUCAACGGGGACCAGGUCUCGCUCGCGCUCUACAACAACAAAAACUUUGUGGAUCUGUCCGACUACUGGAAGUCUGGCACCUGGGACAUCAUCGAGGUGCCGGCCUACCUGAACGUUUACACGGACGACCAGAAGCGGCACCCCACCGAGACGGACAUCACCUUCUACAUCAUCAUCCGGCGCAAGACCCUGUUCUACACCGUCAACUUGAUUCUGCCCACCGUGCUCAUUUCGUUCCUCUGCGUGCUCGUCUUCUACCUACCCGCCGAGGCCGGCGAGAAAGUGACGCUCGGCAUCAGUAUCCUGCUGUCACUGGUUGUGUUCCUGCUCCUGGUGAGUAAGAUCCUUCCCCCGACGUCGCUCGUGCUGCCGCUCAUCGCCAAGUACCUGCUGUUCACCUUCAUCAUGAACACCGUGUCCAUCCUGGUGACGGUCAUCAUCAUCAACUGGAACUUCCGAGGCCCGCGCACGCACCGCAUGCCGCCGUGGAUCCGGACCGUGUUCCUCUACUACCUGCCCAUCCUGCUGGUCAUGAAGCGGCCCAAGAAGACGCGGCUGCGGUGGAUGAUGGAGAUGCCGGGCAUGUCGGCGCCGCCGCACCCGCAGUACGGCUCGCCGGCCGAGCUGCCCAAGCACCUGGCGCCCGGCGGCAUGGGCGGGCCCAUGGGCGGCAUGGGCGGCAUGGGCAUGGGCGGCAUGGCGGGCAAGAGCAACACGAUGGAGCUCAGCGACCUGCACCACCCCAACUGCAAGAUCAACCGCAAGACGAGCGCCGACCUCGCCGUCGGCGGCGUCGGCGGCUCCUCGCUGGGCGGCGGCGUGGCGGGCCUGGGCGCGGGCGGGCGGCGCGAGAGCGAGUCGUCAGACUCGCUGCUGCUGUCGCCGGAGGCCUCCAAGGCCACCGAGGCCGUCGAGUUCAUCGCAGAGCACCUCCGGAAUGAGGACCAGUACAUUCAGAUCCGUGAGGACUGGAAGUACGUCGCCAUGGUGAUCGACAGGCUGCAGCUGUACAUCUUCUUCCUCGUCACCCUGGCCGGCACGGUGGGCAUCCUCAUGGACGCGCCGCACAUCUUCGAAUACGUGGACCAGGAUCGUAUCAUAGAGAUAUACCGUGGCAAGUGAAGAGGUGCACCACGGGGCCCGUCGGGCUCGUGGGGUUCAGGGCGUGCGCGCGCGCGUGCGGGCCGCCACCCGCGUUGUUGUUGUUCUUGUUGAGUUGUCGUUUGUGUUAUGUGUUUGUGUUCGUCCACUUUUACAACUACUACUUGAUGGACCAAAACAAAUUAAUCUCCUUUCUCUCAAAUACUCGUCGUCGUUUUUACGCCCCACUCCCUCUGGGGAGAAUGGGGCGUUUCUUUUCGUUGUGGACAAUUUUUUUUACGGAAAGAAAGAGGACUUGCAUUAGUUUUUCGGCCAGCUGUCGGCUUUCAGCUCGGGCCCUUCUGAAAGGGGAGGCCCGUCAAGUCGCCGUCCAGUCCAACGCCCGGCCGAGGAUCCGCUCAAGCUUGUGAAGAUGUGCCCCAUCCUUUCCCCCUCCUCCUCUCCCUCGUCCACCCUCUGCCCCCAUCACCCCGUCACUCCCCCCCCCCCUUCCCUCCCCUCCCCGUUCAGCACGCUCCUGCUGCUCGGCGACCAACUCGCCGGUGGUGGCGUUGUGGGUGGCAGCUCAGCUAAUCGGAACUUCCUCCGCUGUAACCGGGAGAGGCUCGGCUUACUGUCGAGUACCUAUUGAGCGCCUGCGCCACUCACGUUUAUCUCCUGCGCUGACGGAAUACACUCCUGCCCACGUCAUCGUGUUGUGAGCUCAUACUUCAGUGACGGUAAGCGCGUCUCGGAAUAGUUUAAUCUGCUAUAUUUGGUGGAUUGAUGCGGGUGGGUAUAUGAGCCCUCAUGACUCAUCCGAGUGAUGGGGCCCACGCCAUCGUGUCAUCCCUCCUUCAUAUAUCGUAAAAGAACAACAGGAAGCGGGAAAAAAUCGCACAACCACCUGCAGCUUUUGUUGAGAAGACUUGUUUUGUGUUUAGUGUCGCUUAGUUUGAAAUUGAAAUGUCAAUCAGUAGACGUGAGAGUAGCGCGGAUAACUAACAAUUUUAAUCAUAAAAUGCGAAUCCUACCAUGCCGUAUCAUCGUGUGUUUGGUUCUCCAGUGAGCCGUGCUGACGUGGGAGGCACACCUGGGCAGACUGUGGAGCUGAGCUGUGGGCCCCGCGCUUUAAAACCAUUGUAUUAAUGUGUAAAAUUUUGUUUAAAUGUAAGAUUUAAAACAAAGUAAAUGAACGUAGGGAUUAAUGCAGCCAAAAAUUUGGGUUAUCUCCAUAAGCUAAAGAAAACUAAUCUCCAUUUUAAGACUAGAUAUUAAACUUUGAAAACGUGGUGAGCAACGUACUAAAAAACGACAGUAAUAAACUAUAAAAUUUUCCAACACAAGACGUCGCACUGUUUUCACGAAGAUCUCCAAAUGCUGUAAACGUUCCCACGUAGUUACUAAUUUCUAAUAUGUGCGUGGUGUAAUGGUGUAGUUCGUGAAGUAUGUAUCGUGAUUUUAUGCCCCGUUCACUUAUUCGGUCUAACUCUGUUUGCCGUGCAGAUAUAGCUCAGUGAUAUGAUGUCGAAACGAUAUCCCUUCGAUAUCGUCCGGAUAUCGUAUUGACAGUCAUUGCACUGAGGUAAGGUGGUGGUGGGAAGGGGUCUGACCGAACCGAAAGUGGUAGUAUAAAGAGUGAGAUCGGAUUCCCCACUGCACCGCAAGUCAGUCGAAACCAUUACAAAAGUGGAAGUGUACGGAGUUUCCAAAUCAGUUUUUUUUUUUUUUUUUAAAUAGACAUUGAUGUGGACUCGUUUAUAGGAUCAUAGUAUCGGGAGCAAGAUGCUAACCAAGUUUUCCUGUUGCAUGUGUCAUUCCUAUACAAUACUGUACUGAGUCUAUCCGCGGCGAGGGCAGGAGGGCGAUAUUGUUUACGGUGUUGGGUCAUGCCAGGGAUUAUCCUGGGGCAUUUACUUUUCAUAUCAAUAAUAAAAAAAAAUAAAAUAAUAAUGAAACCGCAUUGGGGGACGACGGGCACUGUUAAUCCAGAGUAUCCAGUGACUAGAGACUGUUCCAAACCACAAUGAACGUUCCCUGGGGUGACGCAAGAGAACGUUACAACGUUAUUCCUGCGCGCGAGUCCUAUGGCCCCUGCACAAUCAGGGCCGGCCGCCAUCUCCACGCGGCUGCCUGGCGGGUUGGCCUACCCUGCGCGCUGUAGGCGCUGGCGUCGACGUCCUCUCGCGCGAAACCUUCAUUCUGAGGGCGCCACAAGUCGAACAGAAAUCCUACAUAUAACAGAGAGUUGCACACUCCCUCUGUUGAACCAGUGAAAUUAUCAUCUUGAAAAACUGUUGCCAGUGCCACACCAAGUUUGUUGUUAGAUAUGUCUUGGCUCUUGCGGCAGCCUGGUCGCCUAGUUACUGGACAACAGGUCAACAGUGCAGGGUCAUAGGGUGAAAUUUAGUACAAUACUCGAGUCCCUAUGGGAUCGUCAAGAAAAUACGUCCGUCAUUCGCCGUUACGAAAUUGCCAACUUCACCCUGUGUAAGCUCUAGCGCCUUACAGGUAGGCAAUAUCUUGCCUGCAGUGCAUGCGUGUACGGCGGUGUGGCCUAACCGGAAUCACGCAGGCGCCGACCUCCCGUAAAUUGCCGAAUGAAUCUGAGGGAAAAAGCGGACGUACUUCCUGGACGACCCCUAUGCCACUCGCUGACACAUUUACAUCGUUUGCUUGGCAGGUCCGCGUCUUUGUAUAUUAAAAACAAAUGUUAUUAACAAUAAUUAUUAUAACGGUAAUAACAUGCAUUAACUUUCUUACAUCCAAGUAACCAAUUUUUCGAUGAUUAGUUUCAAAACAAAAUUAAUAAUGAAAAAAAAACAUAUUGUAUUGAAUACGUCACUGCCGAGCUCUUAGGAAGAGUAGUGAAUGCUGCUGUCUUAUUGCCUUGCGUAAAGGUAGACGACCGGGAAGACUUUAUCGCGUCCUCUAAUUCCUUUCAAAAACUCCCUGAUGCCUGAUUCUCACGAGGGCCUGGGUGAGGGAGGAAAGCGCUGUUACCACAGUAGAGGUAGAUCUGAGGAAAGUGGGGAAUGCCAAUAAUGCACCAGUUACGCGCCAAAACUCACUACUCUUGAUUGCAAUGAGAAUCGGCACUGCUGUCACUAAUUUAGCAGUGGUAAAAUAAGUAGAUCAUGAGAUACACUGUUAUUUAAACACUGUGACGUCACAUUUAAACGACUGAGACUCGUGUCACGUUGUUUAGAAUACUGUGUCACAUUCUAACGUUGACACGCACUCAUGCACAUAGCCUCAGUGAGGCGCUGUGACGGCAGAGAGGGUGAGGUUCGAACGAAUUUGUAUUCUAAAACAUGUAAUACGCAAUUUAUAGUUGAUUGCAUGUGACGUCACAGUCUUUGAAUUACAGUGCAAUUUUUAAAAUAAAUAGAUUAAUUUUUUUUAAAGAAUGCGGGCCGUGCUUUUCAGUGGAUGGCUGUCAAAUAUUUGUUAAAUAAUUUAAUAGAUUUGCAGUUUUUAUAGUUGAUGUAUUUUAUAUUUUCUUGUCUCGAAACGCUAACUGCUUGAACUAGAGCAAGUAAAUCUUCGCUAAAACUGUCGGUUCAAGAGAAUCAGUAAAUCUGAAUUCUUCCUCGGAAUCUUUCAUUCCCAAACAAGCCUUAAACCCUUAAAAUAUCGCGAUCCAAACACCGGGGGUACGGUAAAUUGGGACGAUUCUCAGCCACCGCGAGCAGUCUGCCUGCAAACAGACGUAAUGCAAGGCCAUUGGAUCUUGAUACUGUCGUUCGUUACCAUGUUAUUGUGCUUCUUCGCACGAGCAACGCUAAUCGAGUGUUCUCGCUGUCCAUGUAUGAUCCAAACAACCAAAGAGCCGCACCGCGGAGAGCUGGUGCAGUCGCGCUCCUUUUUGCGACGGAUUGCAUAGACUGACCUUUCAAGAUUUUCCUUCUUGUCGUGAACUUGUAGCCUGCUGUUGAGGAAGAGGAGCUGGCGGUGUGAGGGUAUUUCGGGCAUACGGCGUGCUUUUGGUGGAAGAGAGGUUGCCACGGACAAUAUCCUAGAAAAUGUUGUAAGUUUACUCAGAGCUGGUGAAUGCAAUGGGAAAGGCAAAGUUCCCGAGGAGGUAUUUUGCGUGUGCUCCCUCCCUGAGAAAUAAGCUCAAUCGCAUGGUGCAUGAAUCUGGCCGCGGUCUUCCCCGCAAACGUCACGACGGUGCCGCAGCCGUUGCACAGGCACAUUUUAUUUGGCUGUAGGUGUCUACGACAUUAUCAAAUAUUAAUAAUUGUAUGGAAAAAAGACCGCGGCAAGAUGAGGAGGGUCUAGUCGGUGGCGAGCGCUGCCAACUCUGUUGCCCAUGUGCCAAAAAAUGAAUCGUAAAAUUAAAAUUUAAUCGGAUAUUCUGUAAGCCCGCUCGCCGUUGAUUUGGCCCGGCCUCCCCAUUUUCCUUUUACUAUUAGUGUUCGUAUAGUAGGGUUACCGUUUCACAAGACUAUAAGCAACAUGUUUUGUAUAAGGGAUAACUAAGGCCAUAUGUUUUCAGUGGUGCCAACCACAAAUGUUCAGGAACAAUGGGUGGAAUUUGCUCUGGGCUCUGUCAAUAACUUAAUAUGACGUGUUCAGUGCAUGUGAGCAUCAAAGAUAUACUACUUAUUUUAAUAAAAGCUGUGGUGAAGACUUUUUAGGCUACUAAUUAUUAGUGUUAAUUAUUUCAAACAGGCUCCUGCGAGGAUAAUCUCGUUAUGGUGCCGCAAUAUGUGUCGUCCUGAUUCACCCGUGUGUUGGCACUACUGCAAUACAAUAUAACUCCUCCACAAGUUCCUUGCGAACAGACGGUGUUCAUCGCGCUGACUGCGCUAACUGGAUUAAUGGCCGAUUUAAUUUAGUGCUCAUUUCUCCGUUUGUGUCCGACAGGAUCUUCUCUUUGAAGUAAAUGUUCGUGUAAAAAGAUGAGUGAAGAAGUUUUGUCCUUGAUGCUGUCAGAGACAUGUAAUAAAGUAAACCGUGUCCCUUCAAGGAAGAGAUCCUGUUUUGUUGUAGACAGUGUUAUCCUUAAGUUAUCCAGUGCUCAAAAUACCAUAGUGUUAAUGUAAUAUGUAAAGAGAAUGCCGGGCAGGACACUGGAGAUGCCUCGAUGUUCUCUAUAAUCAGCAGUUUUGUAUGUGUAAAAAUGCAAAAAAAUACCUCCAGUCCUUUAAGUGUGGGUGGCUACAACACUCCAGAUAGACCUCGAAUAUUUUCCAACCACUGAUGUUGUAUCAAACCAAGUGCUUGCGACGGCGUCUUUUGGGCGAUCUGACCAAAACGUGUCGCUCUGAUUUGACUUUUUUUAAAAGAAUAAUAAAAAAUAAAAUUUA